AGCACACGACCACGACAUUGACAGCACAUAAAUUCCUUGGGCCUGUCUCGUCCCUGGGAUUUCCUUGUGUUACCGUACAGCUAGGUACUUCGUACGAGGUGUACAUACAAUACAUAUACACCUCCCACCUUCCUUUCUCGCUCAAUAUUCUUACGAAAAGAAAAUACCCCACCAUACCUGCAAAUGGAGCAAAGCAAGCACCUGCACCUCAAGAUGUCUUCCCCAAUAGUUCGCUCGACCAUUCAAUCCUGCGUCCUGGCUGCGUUUAGCAAUCUGACAGCUCAGAUUAUCACGGCGUAUAGAAGUGAGGUACGUACAUAUUAAUGGCACUCUUUUUGCAGAUGAAGUAGGGAAGAGUACUGAAUAGAUGAUGUGAUAGGCGCCGUAUACGAUUAAUUGGACGCCGAUUGUGCAGUUUAUUCUCUUUAAUGCUUUGAAUUGUCCGCCUAAUUUUCUUUGGUAAGACACCCUCUUCUUCUUUUUUAUAGAUAUUCUAUUCUGUUCGCAAGCAGGAUAACAACUAACAACCCCAGGCAAUCCUACCUCGAAUCCGCCUUCCCCUCAACCACCACCAAACCCCUCUCCCCCCCCUCCUCCGAAAAACAACCUGAAGUCAAAACCUGCUGUNCAGGCAAUCCUACCUCGAAUCCGCCUUCCCCUCAACCACCACCAAACCCCUCUCCCCCCCCUCCUCCGAAAAACAACCUGAAGUCAAAACAACCCUCUCCCUCCCCAACACCCUCACCAAAGUCGCCCUCGACCAAACCCUCGGCGCCGCCCUCAACACCCUCAUGUUCUCCUUCGUCAUGGCCGGCUUCAAGGGCGCCACCUUCCAGGAAGCAGCGCUGAUCGCGCAGAAAGAAUUGUGGCCGUAUAUGCGUGCGGGCUGGACGCUGUGGCCGGCGGUUAGUAUGUUCAAUUUU
Hymenoscyphus albidus is the source of this 923-nucleotide messenger RNA. The record is from the annotation of a GenBank genome assembly. Lineage: Eukaryota; Fungi; Ascomycota; Leotiomycetes; Helotiales; Helotiaceae.